GAUCGGAGCCCGCCCAGAGGCUGUGAUUAAAGUCGCCUGUCCCAGUGCCUGGUGCGGAAAGGGCCGGUGUAGCUCCCUGGCUUUGCCCCUAAUGGGGACCAGGAGUUCUGCCCGGUGUCAGGCAUCUGGAGCCUCAGAAAGCAACUUGGGGGGGUGGUCAGCGCCCACAGCCAGGCAGGGUGUGUGUGAGUGUGUGUGCAGGUGGGGUGGGGCCCGGAAGCCCCAAGCCCAGCCUCCCAUCUUGUGCUCUGACUCCCCCGCUCUGGCCUUUCAGAAGUGGCCGCCAGGGCUGAGCUGUGACCCCAGGCCCCGAGGGACAGGAACAGUCUGUACUGGGCUGAGGUUCCCAGGCUCGGCCAGCCUCCUCUGGGGUGACAAGGGGUGAGCUCCAGCCCUGGCCUAGGCCGGCCCAGGAGCCUCAGGGUCCUUCUCUGAACCCAAACCACCCCUCUGUGAUGGGGCCUUCUGCUCAGGCGGCACCAGCUCCCCCUGUGGACCUCUCCCUACCCUCUGCCUCCACGCUCCCUGUCAGACCUUCCUGGAGGGAAACUCCCUCCCCAGGCAGCCUCAUCCACCAGCGGGAGCCCGGAGACAGAUAGGGGUCCCAGGCAGGGCCUCCAUGCGCCCCAGGGAGAAAGAAGGCUUGGACUCCUGCCAGCUUGGGGCAAGUGGGUGGCUCCUGGCACCUCACUCUCGGGGGAGAAGCCUGCAGGAAUGAGAGGAAUGAGGAAGGAGGCUGAGACAGGCAGAUACAGGCAGGGCACAGACUCAGUGAAACAGCCAGGCUUGGGGUGAGGGACCUUAGAAAUAUGUAGGAUUUUUUUUGGCCGGGUACUGGGGAUCAAACUCAGGAUCUUGUGCUUUUGAGGCAGGUGGUGGAACCACUGAGCUAAAUCCCCGGCCCCUGAGACCUUAGGAAUAGAACAGAAAGGUCAGAGGGCCAAAGCAAAGCCACAGGGGUAGAAAGCAGAGCCAGUGCAGGCCUAGGAGCCAGACAGACCUGGUCCAAAAAUCCCUGUCCUGCCGAUGUUGGCCGUGGCCCAGGGAAAACGACCAACCUUUCUGGGGUAUUUCUCUAUCUAUAAAAUGGGUGCAUAUGAGGCCCCAACUGAUGGAUUGCCAGAGGACUGAAAGAAAGCAUCAAGCCCACAGGACCCAGUGAGGUGGGCGGCAGUCAGUGUAAGAGCCCUGCACAGUGCCAGACAGACUGGAGAGGAACAGCCCCGACACCGCCUCUGACCCCCCACCCGCUGCACAGGGCAGCGCAGGGCUGGCGCCUUUGUGUAGAAGCAGAGCGGGGUGGCAGGUGAGGAGGUGUGCCCAGCUGGAGCGCCACACCCCACCGGCCAGGCGGCUCAGAGUGAGCCGUGCACUCACGCCCAAGGAACUUGGAGGCCUGCCUCGUGGAAUUCCUGCGGAGGUCCGGAAGGCAGUGCCCCUCUCCCGAGGCUGAGCUGUUACAGAGACAGAAAGCCAGGGAGACAUUGGAAUCGAGAGCCUCUGGCAGCUGCCUGCCUGGGAUCCCAGCUCUGACACCACGGACCGCCUGGCCUUGGCGGGCUUCUCCCCUCCCGUGCCCACUGCUCCUCUGUGGAGUGGACAGCAGUGCCCAACAACUACCACUGUGGACGCCAACGUGAGCUGAAAAUGAAAUGAUCCUGCAGACUGCUGGCGCCCUGCCUGUCCCAGCCCAGUGACGGUUCCAAUCCUGAGUACUGGGAUCCCCCAGGACGCUUGUGGCUCCCACACCCCCGCUGGGGCCCCGGAUUGCCUGAGUUCCUUGGGCCUCACCGGGUGAGUUACCCAGGACUUGGAGGGUGGGAGAGGCACAGGGCCGGCCUGUAGGGUGAGGCAGGAGCCUCCGUGGGGGGCAGCGGCUCUGCCUCCCUGUCCCUGGGGGCUGUUGGAGCUUGGCUGUGGAGCGCAGAGGCGCUCUGAGGAUGAGAGGGUGAAGUUUCGCACUGGCGGAUUAGGGGCCAGCGGGGUGGGGGUAGCAGCGGAGACAGGGUUAAGGUAGGGAGACCUGCAGGGGCCAGGGGCCGGGAGAGUGUGGGUGUGGGUGUGGGUGGGGUGUGGGGUGGGCCGCCGGCAUUCCAGAGAUGCUCAGCGGGGUUAGGGGCCAGCAGCGGCGACCUUUCAGCUUCUCUGGAAAAAUUACAAGCAGAUGUGGGCGCCUCAGGGAGGCUUAGCCGGGUGGGCUUCAGGAACACCGGCUCCGGACCAGCCCAGAGGUGGAGUCCUCGAGGUCCUGACCCUCCUCCCACCCUCGAAGUGAGGCCAGGCAGAUGGAGGGGAGCAGACCUCCGAGGGUGAUGGCCGAGGGCCGGUGCAGAGCGUGCUGAGAAUGUUACAGCACGCUGCUGGGCUUGGCCUCGGCGAAGGGUAGGUGGCCGUUUCCCCUGCCUGCUUCCUUCCACGCAGUCGGGAAGAGAUGGGCACACUCGUCCUCAGCCCCACACGAGCCAGCUCCGGCCUCAUCAUCCCUGAGGCACCCGGGCCCAGCCCCACUCCCACCCUGAGUGGGAGCCCGGGCAGCAGUCUUCAGAGUGGCCCUGGCUUCUGCCUGCACAUCAGUGACAGGGAGCUCUCGCCUGAGGAAGCGGGUUCUAUCGGUGCUGCCCUGAAGGUCCUGAGCCAGAGGCUGCCCCUCAGAACCCCCUCAUUAGCUGCAGUUUCAUGGUGCCCUGAUGCAGGCAUUCGGCUGCUCUAGGUGCACACGGGCUGGGGCUGGGCACUCAGAGAUAAAGGGGCCCUGGGUCCUUGCUCCUGGAGACUGAGGCGGGGACAGGCCCCAGAGCAGUGGUGUGCUGCUGAGUGGUGCUGGGCUCCAGGAGACACAAGUGGGCAGUGGGGUGUGGAGCACAGCGGGCGAAGACUGGGGCCCUUGCGCCAGGCCCCGAUGGAUGCAGAUGUGUGCUCUGGAAAGAAGGAGGACUGGGGGCGGGUCUGAGCCACCGUGAGCAACCCAGAGGCAGAGCCCUUCCCCUGCUCGGAGUGAGGUGGGAUCCAGAGCUGUGGGAGCCCCCUCUUCUGCACACCCACUGCCCAGAUCUCUGCGGACGCUGCACUCCUGGGCACCUGGCCCUGUAGCAGGCUCCUGCAAUGUUGCCACCUCUGGGUCCCCUCCUUCUCCUGGCCCUAGACCUGGGGCUGACCAGAACUCUCAACUCUAACGAUCCCAACGCCUGCAGCUUCUGGGAGAGCUUUACCACGACCACCAAGGAGUCACACUCCCGGCCCUUCAGUCUGCCCCCAUCGGAGCCCUGCGACAAGCCCUUGGCCGGCCUCCAUAGCUGCCCCCGGCCCACGGUCUUCUACCGGACCGUGUACCGCCAAGUGGUGAAGACAGACUAUCGCUCGCGCCUGCGCUGCUGCCAGGGCUUCUACGAGAGUAGCGGGACAUGCAUCCCCGUCUGUGCCCAGGAGUGUGUCCAUGGCCGCUGCGUGGCGCCCAAUCAGUGCCGGUGUGUGGCAGGAUGGCGGGGCAAUGACUGCUCCAGCGCCUGUGCCCCCGAAAUGUGGGGCCUGCAGUGUGACCAGCCUUGCCACUGCGGCAACAGCAGCUCAUGUGAUCCUGUGAGCGGGGCGUGUUCCUGCCCCUCUGGCCUGCAGCCUCCCAACUGCCUUCAGCCCUGUACCCCUGGCCACUAUGGCCCCGCCUGCCAAUUCCAAUGCCAGUGCCACGGGGCACCCUGUGACCCCCAGACUGGAGCUUGCUUCUGUCCCCCAGGGAGGACGGGGCCCAGCUGUGAUGUGUCCUGUCCCCAGGGCACUGCUGGCAUCCUGUGCCCUACCACCUACCCUUGCCAAAAUGGGGGUGUCUUCCAGGCCAGCCAGGGCUCCUGCAGCUGUCCUCCUGGCUGGAUGGGCACUAUUUGCUCCCUGCCCUGCCCAGAGGGCCUCCAUGGACCCAACUGCUCCCAGGAAUGUCGCUGCCACAACGGUGGCCUCUGUGACCGACUCUCUGGGCAGUGCCGCUGUGCCCCCGGCUACACAGGCGAUCGGUGCCGCGAGGAGUGCCCGGUGGGCAGCUUCGGGCAGGACUGUAACGGGACGUGUGACUGUGCCCCGGGUGCGCGCUGCUUCCCCGCCAACGGCGCGUGUUUGUGCGAACACGGCUUCACUGGGCACCGCUGCGCCGAGCGCCUCUGUCCCGACGGCCUCUACGGCCUCAGCUGCCAGGCGGACUGCGCCUGCGAUCCGGAGCACAGCCUCAGCUGCCACCCGAUGCACGGCGAGUGCGCGUGCCGGCCGGGCUGGGCGGGCCUGCACUGCAACGAGAGCUGCCCGCAGGACACGCACGGCCCGGGCUGCCAGGAACAUUGCCUGUGCCUGCACGGCGGCGAGUGCCUGGCAGACAGCGGCCUCUGCCGGUGCGGGCCCGGCUACACGGGGCCCCACUGCGCCAGCCCGUGUCCCCCCGACACAUACGGGCUCAAUUGCUCCGGGCGCUGCUCGUGCGAAAACGCCCUCUCCUGCUCGCCCGUCGACGGCUCUUGCGUCUGCAAGGAGGGUUGGCAGCGUGGUAACUGCUCUGUGCCCUGCCCACCCGGAACCUGGGGCUUCGGUUGCAAUGCCAGUUGCCAGUGUGCCAACGAAGGAGUCUGCAGCCCCCAAACUGGAGCCUGUACCUGCACCCCUGGGUGGCAUGGGGCCCACUGCCAGCUACCCUGCCCGAAGGGGCAGUUUGGUAAAGGUUGUGCUGCUCGCUGUGACUGUGACCACGCUCAUGGCUGUGACCCUGUUCAUGGACACUGCCAGUGCCAGGCCGGCUGGACAGGCGCCCACUGCCACCUGCCCUGCCCUGAGGGCUUCUGGGGAGUCAACUGCAGCAACGCCUGCACCUGCAAGAAUGGGGGCACCUGCUUCCCCGAGAAUGGCAACUGUGUGUGUGCACCUGGCUUCCGGGGUCCCUCCUGCCAGAGACCUUGCCAGCCUGGCCGCUAUGGCAAACGCUGCAUGCCCUGCAAGUGCAAUAACCACUCUUCCUGCCACCCUGUGGAUGGGACCUGCUACUGCCUGGCUGGCUGGACAGGCCCUGACUGCUCCCAACCAUGCCCCUCAGGCCAGUGGGGGGCUAACUGUGCCCAGCCCUGCCAGUGUCACCAUGGCGGGACCUGCCACCCCCAGGACGGGAGCUGCAUCUGUACCCCAGGUUGGACUGGACAGCAUUGCUUGGAAGGCUGCCCUCCGGGGAUGUUUGGUGCCAACUGCUCCCAGCCAUGCCAGUGUGGUCCUGGAGAGAAGUGCCACCCGGAGAGCGGGGGCUGUGUGUGUCCCCCAGGGUACAGUGGUGCCCCCUGCAUGAUUGGAAGCCAGGAACCCUUCACCAUGACACCUACCUCGCCAGUGGCUUAUAACUCACUGGGCGCGGUGAUUGGCAUCGCAGUGCUGGGGUCCCUGGUUGUGGCCCUGAUAGCCCUCUUCAUUGGCUACCGCCAUUGGCAAAAGGGCAAGGAGCACCAGCACUUAGCCGUGGCUUACAGCAGUGGGCGGCUGGAUGGCUCAGAGUAUGUCAUGCCAGAUGUCCCUCCGAGCUACAGUCACUACUACUCCAACCCCAGCUACCACACCCUGUCACAGUGCUCCCCCAGCCCCCCGCCCCCUAACAAGGUUCCAGGCAGUCCACUCUUUGCCAGCCUCCAGGCGCCCGAGAGGCCAGGUGGAGCCCACAGGCACGACAACCUUGCCACCUUGCCUGCUGACUGGAAGCACCGCCAGGAGAGGCCUCCAGGUGGCAGCCAACUGGACCGAAGCUACAGCUAUAGCUACAGGCAUGGAAACGGUCCAGGCCCGAUCUCCAAUAAAGGGAACGUCUCUGAAGAGGGGCUGGGGGCCAGCUUGGCUUCCCUGAGCAGUGAGAACCCAUACGCCACCAUCCGAGACCUGCCCAGCCUGCCAGGCGGCCCCCGGGAGAGCAGCUACGUGGAGAUGAAAGGCCCUCCCUCAGCUUCUCCCCCAAGGCAGUGCCAGCGCAGGGACAGCCAGCAGCGGUGGCAGCCACAGCCACAGCGGGACAGUGGCACCUACGAGCAGCCCAGCCCCCUGACCCAUGAUCGAGACUCCGUGGCCUCCCAGCCCCCUCUUCCUCCAGGUCUGCCCCCUGGCCACUAUGACUCACCCAAGAACAGCCACAUCCCCGGACACUAUGACUUACCUCCAGUACGGCAUCCCCCGUCACCCCCACUUCGGCACCAGGACCGCUGAGGAGCCGAGAUGGUGUGGCAGAGGCCAGCACGCAGGCCCUUGCUGCCCAAGCCGGGGACAGAGCUUUGUGUACACUGCCAGGCAUGGGGAGAGGAUGGCAGGCCGCGACAUGAACACGUUUACCGAAGGCAGUGAUGGAGAGCUAGCUAGGAGCCUCGCUCCAUCAGCGUCAGGGAGACAGUGCUUGGCAGGAUGCCUGCUUCCCUUUCUCGGACCUGCUGUUCCCCAAGGGCCCCAGGGCCCUGUGUACAUAGACUGGUGGGUGAAUGCUGCUGGAUGACUCUGAUUUCAGAUUGACCUUUAAAAUACGUAAUGGGUAUCUUUUCUGUGCACGCCCUGCAGGGCGCUGUGUGUGUGUGUGUGUGUGUGUGUGCGCGCCCACGUGUGCACGCGAGGGCAGGUCCUGGCCUCAGGCACUCACCAUUUAGCCAGGGAGCAGCUGACCCAAUUAGCUCUAGCAAUGGGCCCUCCCUGGCCUCCUGCAUUCAGUGCUACUCUAUGCACUGCUCAGACACCCGGGGCGGGGGGGGGGGAUGGCUUGCCAAAAAGGCUUCCUGUCCUCCUGGAUGCCCCCGGGCCAGAGUCAGAAGCCCCAAAGGCCUCCGAAGCCCCAAGGCCUGGCCUGUUGGUCUCUCUGUGUCCUGUAGUACUCUGUUCUGGUCACACUGGCACCCAGGUCCUGCUGCCCGCCACACUUCCUCCUCCCAGGGGCUUGCAAGCCACAGUGCUCCUCCUGUCACCUAUGGGCCGGGUGUCCCUCCUGCACGCUUGACAUCCCUACCCAAGGCCAGCGGGGGCCAAGCACCACUGUGAUUUCUUAUUCCCUCUUGUGGUCACAGCGUUGUUGUCCGCCUCUCCACUAGACUGGACGCUUCCUGAAGGCAGGACUCCUGUGUUUAUGCUCAGUAUUAUUUACCUUUGGCACUCAAUAAAUGCUUCCCAAAAGGC
Heterocephalus glaber (naked mole-rat) is the source of this 7155-nucleotide messenger RNA. The record is from RefSeq and is a predicted model, not a curated record. Lineage: Eukaryota; Metazoa; Chordata; Mammalia; Rodentia; Bathyergidae.